Messenger RNA from Amblyraja radiata (thorny skate), 1443 nucleotides. It is a transcript of the gene gpr34b, whose product is annotated as G protein-coupled receptor 34b. Bases 278 to 1300 code for a protein of 340 amino acids. Gene Ontology annotation, cellular component: membrane. Gene Ontology annotation, biological process: G protein-coupled receptor signaling pathway. The transcript has 2 exons. Lineage: Eukaryota; Metazoa; Chordata; Chondrichthyes; Rajiformes; Rajidae. The record is from RefSeq and is a predicted model, not a curated record. Gene Ontology annotation, molecular function: G protein-coupled purinergic nucleotide receptor activity.
UCCGGAGGAUGCAGAUGUAAAUUAAGCAUCAGCACAUUUACCCAAGAAAGGAAAUCCACAAACAUUACAACUUGAAGUGAAAGAGGAAUAGAUGUCAAUUAGGUUUAUCUUAAAGAAAUCUUGGCGUUGGGCGUGAAGCUAAAUUCAGAGUUCAAUAUUAAAAGGACUGAUAUCUUUGCAACCAUGUGACAACAUUUUAUUUGCACAAAUACUCUCUCAAGAAUAUCUCUGAAGAUUUUCUAAAUACAAAGAUUCAACCAAGUCACCCGCUGAAAAUAUGGAAAUUACCCAUCUGCCAAUUAGCUACUGGCUAUCAGAAAAUGGAAGUAAAUUACUAAAAGGAAGGACAGAAGCCAAUGCAACUGAUGACGAUAACUGCGAUGUAGAUGAGGACUUUCUAAUGGUUCUUCUACCAAUAAUAUACUCCUUCAUUUUUUUAACAGGAUUGAUAAGCAAUAUUUUUGCAUUGUUAAUAUUUUUUUUCCUGAAAACCAAGAAAAACUCCAUUCAUGUCUAUCUGAUCAAUAUGGCUUUUGCAGACCUCCUCUUAAUUAUCUGCCUGCCUUUCAGAAUAGCACAUCAUGCAAAUCAUAACAAAUGGAUGCUAGGAGCAUUGUUCUGCAAAAUCAUAGGCGUUUUAUUUUACAUGAACAUGUACGUUAGCAUCACACUUUUGGGAUUCAUUAGUCUGGAUCGGUACUUAAAAAUAAUAAAGCCAUUGCAGCACUAUAAGUUACAAGAAGUCACCAGAAGCAGUAUGAUUUGCGGCACUCUCUGGUGUGUCUCCAUUCUGGCUUCGAUAAUAAUGAUUUUUAUGAACAAAUCAACUGAUAAACUGACUACCAAAUGCUUCCAUUAUAGAUCAAUAAAUACCGUAACAGCAAUUAUGCAUCUUCUCCUCGUCUUAGUUUUUUGGAUUGUAUUCUUUCUCCUCAUCUGGUCAUAUGCAAAGAUUGCAAAAAAGCUUUCCAAACUCAGUAAAGAAAAGCCUGGAUUCUCUAACAAGAAAAUGUUAAACAACGUUGUAAUGAAAACAUUCAUUAUUCCCUUCAUUUUCACCAUAUGUUUUGCCCCAUUUCACAUCUUCCGUUUAUUUUAUGUUGCAUCUCAGCUCCGGCAAACAGAUUGUAACUGGAAAAAUGUGGUAAAUAAAACCAAUGAAAUAACACUUCUGUUUUCAGCUUUCAACAGUUGCCUGGAUCCAAUUAUGUAUUUUCUGCUUUCCAAAACUGUUAGAAGAACUGUAUUGAGCGUAAUUAGUGGAAAAUUUCAGAAAGAGUUAAGAAGUGAAACAUCAUAAAAGUUGUGAGGUUCCUUCAUCCUUGAUUCUCAUGGAGUAGCUUAAAAUAAGAAUGAUAUUUGUUAGUUGUAUUUAACCAAGAGCACAAGCAAAAGUGGUACGGAUUUUUGAAGCUUUUUGCAUAGUUCAGACUGAAAUACAUU